Dibothriocephalus latus is the source of this 279-nucleotide messenger RNA. The record is from the annotation of a GenBank genome assembly. Lineage: Eukaryota; Metazoa; Platyhelminthes; Cestoda; Diphyllobothriidea; Diphyllobothriidae.
AUGCCCGACGGCGACUGCGCGAAGCUUCUGAACCUCAACGGACGGCUGGUGAAGAACGCGCACCAGGCAAAUUGCAUUUCUUUCGAUGGCCUGAAAAUCGAUUCGGUUGUGGGCCUGCGUGACAGUCUCCUCGUCUUUCACCCUCAUGGCUUUCUGGGCAAGAGUUUCGCCGCUGAGUUCCGCGAAUCUGACAUGAAUAACAACUCGCGUCAGCUCAUCCUGUCUGUGUUGUCUCUCGGGUCUGGUAAUCCGGACCAAUUCCUCAAGAAGAAUCUUUGA